Molecule: messenger RNA, 840 nt
Organism: Geodia barretti
Lineage: Eukaryota; Metazoa; Porifera; Demospongiae; Tetractinellida; Geodiidae
Source: the annotation of a GenBank genome assembly
AUGGAAUCUCCCCUACCCGACCUCGUAUACCGAGGAAAGGUCAGGGACACCCACGAUCUCGGCGACGAGUACCUCAUGGUUGCCACCGACAGGAUUUCGGCCUUCGACGUCGUGAUGCCGAACGGCAUACCCGACAAGGGCGCCGUGCUCUCGCAGAUUUCGGCCUUCUGGUUCGGCAAAACUGAGCACGUGGUGCCCAACCACUUCAUCGACAUGGGAAGCGGUCGGCAGGAACUGGCGCUGUCAAACGACAUGCAGCGCCGUUCAAUGAUCGUGAAGAAGGCCGAACGCAUCGACGUCGAGUGCAUCGUGAGGGGCUACAUCACCGGCUCGGCGUGGAGCGAAUACCGCAAGACCGGCACCGUUCAGGACAAGCCGAUUCAGCAAGGGCUUGUCGAGGGCGACAAGUUCCCGGAGCCGCUCUUCACGCCGACGACCAAGGCGGAGGUCGGCCACGACGAGAACAUGAGCUACGACGAGGUAGUCGACAUGGUCGGCGCGGACACCGCCGGUCGGCUGCGGGAUACGGCGAUUGAGGUCUUCAACUUCGCGCACGACUUCGCCAUCGAGCACGGGAUCAUCCUGGCCGAUACCAAGAUGGAGUUCGGCUUCAUCGACGGGGAACUGUCGCUCAUCGACGAGCUGCUCACGCCCGAUUCCAGCCGAUUUUGGGAUGUCGAGGGGUACGCGCCCGGCAAGUCGCAGCCCAAUUCGACAAGCAGUUCGUCCGCGACUACCUGGACUCGGUCGGCUGGGACCACGAACCUCCCGCCCCUGCCCUGCCGGACGACAUCGUCGCCAAGACCCGCGAGCGCUAUCUCGAAGCCUUCAACCGGCUGA